Leptopilina heterotoma is the source of this 2144-nucleotide messenger RNA. RefSeq lists its product as uncharacterized. Bases 239 to 1843 code for a protein of 534 amino acids. The record is from RefSeq and is a predicted model, not a curated record. Lineage: Eukaryota; Metazoa; Arthropoda; Insecta; Hymenoptera; Figitidae. The transcript has 2 exons. Gene Ontology annotation, molecular function: GTP binding.
CGUGUUGCGCAAAAUAUCGGCACUACUUUUUAAAUCGUGCAAAAAAUACAAAAUACUUUUAUAAUAAUAUAUCAAAGCGUAAUUAGCAUUAAAUUUUUCUGUUUUUCACUCUCAGCCUUAUAAGCAGUUUUACGUAGAACAGAGUAAAGUCAUUUCAUCCUCAAAUCUCCAUCAAACAGCAGCGAAAAAAAAAUAAUACUCCAAUCAUAUCAGGAAGGCUACUUUCGAAUUUUUGAAAAUGUUCAGCGAAUACGAUUUAAUGACAUUGAGGAAGGCGCUCGAAGACUCUGCACAGUACAUGACAAGGGAAGUUAAAGACGAACAUGUGGCGAUCUGCAUCGGAGCAACAAGAGCUGGGAAAAGUACACUAAUUAAUUACUUAAUAGGCAACAGACUGAAAGCCGUGCGAGUGACGCGAGUUCAGCCAGUGACAAUAGUCAAAGCAGACAAUGAAUCAAGUGGACCGGAAAUUGGUGCUGGAUCGACAUCAAAAACCACAAUACCCACAAGGUGGACAUCGAAUAAUUUACCCGACCUAGUCAUCUGGGACGCUCCCGGCUUUGACGACAACAGAGGAGCAGUGCAAGACAUCACCAAUGCAUUCUAUCUCUACCAAUUGGUGCAAAACGUUAAAUCUCUAAAAGUCGUUUUAGUUGUCGACAUCAAUGACAUUCUUCACGAUAAUAUUAAACAUUUCCUGACAGUCUUAAAAGCUGUCGAAAGUCUAUUGGGCAGCAGAAUGAAGUCACUAUUCUCGGCGAUUUCAGUAAUUUUCACAAAGGUGCCAAAUACUCUCGAAGAUAUUCCCGUUGACAUGCAAUUUAUAAACGAAAAAUUAACAUACCAAUUUCUAUCCAGCAACGACUUGGAAUUAUCACAAGUUUCCGUAGACUUUGUUCGGUAUUUAAUGGCAAACAACAAUCAAGUAGCUUUCUUUAGAAGAACUCAAGACGCUGAUGUAACUUCAGCAAUUGAUGUAAAUAUUUUUCCCGUCAUUAAAAAUUCCGCAAGCAUUCUAAGAACCACUCUUCAAGAACUACGUCCUAGCAUUUCAGAAUCAUCAAAGCUCUCUUUAUUCCACGGCAGGGAGAAAUUAAUCUCAAAGACAUCAUUUACUGAUUUAGAAAAUGCAAUCAGUGCUUUAUGUCAGAGCAAGAUACAAGAAGUAGAAUCAUUGGUAAACAAUAAUCCUGAAACAGAGCAGAAAAUAAUGAAUCUCAAGAGAAAGCUAACUAUUAUUGAAUCAAAAUUAAUGAAUGCCAUUCUUUACGAAGUUGAUUUUUUCAAAAAACUUGAAAUUCUCGAAUCAAUUGAUAUUGAAAUUGAAAACAAAAUUAAUGAGCAUAAUUUGAUAGGAAAAGUUAAACUCAUGGAAUUUGUUGAUAAAUUAUUGGACCUCGAAGAACUUACGAUAUUGGCACUUAAUGUUCAAAGUGUUUUAUUGUCAUCAGUUUCAAAAGUGAAAGAGGCGAUUUCUUUAACGAAUGUAAAAUUAGACGAAAUAUCACAUCAAAAUCAUGUCGAAAUGAUGAAACUUGAACAGGAAGAACACGAAAAAGAAGUUAAGGAUUUAGAGAAAAAAAUACAAGAAUUAACUGACUUGAAUGAUACAAAGAAGGGUUUUUUUCAGCAUUUCGAGACAUGCCCGGAAAGUAUAAUCGACGCUGUACUUUCACAGGGAGCUUUCUCACUCAGGAAUUUAGGUUCGAGCGCAGCGUCGGUUAUGCUUCCAAUGCCCUUACUUAAGAGCCCUGUAUUAAAGGACCAGGCAGGAUUAGUAGAAAUUGAUCAUGGAUCUUCUGGUAACUACUUCCUUUCCAAAUUAAAAAGCAUUUUCCCUUAGCGAUUCGACUGAUCUUAACCUGGAAAUCCUAUUCAUGUAACUCAAACAGAUAUUCAAGAAAAAUUAAAUCAUCUUUAUCUUGGAUUGCCCAUUUUAAUUUUUGUUGGGACUUGUUAAAAUCUUGUAAAAAAAACUUUAAACAAUAAUUUUCACUGUAAGUAUUUUAUGUUUUUAUACAAUAUAGUUUACUAAUACAGGCUUCGCACUCUUCUACUAAAAGCUACUUUUUGGCUACUUUUUUUAGCCUAAUGCUACUAACAGCCACUUUUCUGAACAAAUAGUAAAAUUUAGAUUUUUAGUU